UAUAAAUAUAGAGGAUAAGUCCCUGUAAAGAAUUUAUUUUCAAUAUCUCCAGGCCAAUAUAAAUAAAUUAACAAAAUGCCAGCUUACACUAAAAUUGACGUCAACGACGAAGAAAAGUUUUACCAAGACCAAGUAAAGGAAAUCAGCCAAUGGUGGACUGAUUCUCGUUGGGCUAAGACCAAGAGAAUCUAUCAACCAGAAGAUAUUGCUAAGAAGAGAGGUACCGUUAAGAUUGACUACCCUUCUUCUAACCAAGCUAAGAAGAUGUACAAGCUUUUGCAAGAACAUGACAAGAACAAGACUGCUUCAUUCACCUUUGGUGCUCUUGACCCAAUCCAUGUUUCCCAAAUGGCUAAGUACUUAGACUCUAUCUAUGUUUCUGGAUGGCAAUGUUCUUCCACUGCUUCCACUUCUAAUGAACCAUCUCCAGAUUUGGCUGAUUACCCUAUGGAUACCGUUCCUAACAAGGUUGAACACUUGUGGUUUGCUCAACUUUUCCACGACAGAAAGCAAAGAGAAGACAGAUUAGGUAUGACAAAGGAACAAAGAGCCAAGACUCCAUACAUUGACUUUUUGAGACCAAUCAUUGCUGAUGCUGACACCGGUCACGGUGGUAUUACUGCCAUCAUUAAGUUGACCAAGUUGUUUGUUGAAAGAGGUGCCGCUGGUAUUCAUAUUGAAGAUCAAGCUCCAGGUACCAAGAAGUGUGGACACAUGGCUGGUAAGGUUUUGGUCCCAGUUCAAGAACAUAUCAACAGAUUGGUUGCCAUUAGAGCUUCUGCUGACAUUUUGGGUUCUGAUUUAUUGUGUGUUGCCAGAACUGACUCUGAAGCCGCUACCUUAAUUACCUCCACCAUUGAUCACAGAGAUCACUACUUCGUUCUUGGUGCUACAAACCCAGAAGCCGGUGACUUGGCCACUUUGAUGUCCGAAGCUGAAGCCAAGGGUAUCUACGGUGACAAAUUGGCACAAAUCGAAGUUGAAUGGACCAAGAAGGCUGGCUUGAAGUUGUUCCAUGAAGCAGUUAUUGACGAAAUUAAGUCUGGUAACUACUCUAAUAAGGAUGCUUUAAUCAAGAAGUUUACUGACAAGGUUAACCCACUUUCAUUGGCCUCCAACAAGGAAGCAAGAAAGUUGGCUAAGGAAUUAUUGGGUAAAGAAGUUUUCUUUGACUGGGAAGUUUCUAGAGCUAGAGAAGGUUACUACAGAUACCAAGGUGGUACUCAAUGUGCUGUUAUGAGAGGUAGAGCUUUUGCUCCAUAUGCCGACAUGAUUUGGAUGGAAUCUGCUUUACCAGACUACAACCAAGCUAAGGAAUUCGCUGAAGGUGUUAAGGCUAAAUACCCAGAUCAAUGGUUGGCCUACAACUUGUCUCCAUCUUUCAACUGGAACAAGGCUAUGCCAGCUGAUGAACAAGAGACUUACAUCAAGAGAUUGGGUAAGUUGGGUUACGUCUGGCAAUUCAUUACUUUGGCUGGUUUGCACACCACCGCUUUGGCUGUUGACAACUUCUCCAAGAACUACUCUGAAAUUGGUAUGAAGGCUUACGGUCAAUCUAUUCAAGAUAAGGAAAUUGAACUGGGUGUUGAAGUUGUUAAGCAUCAAAAAUGGUCUGGUGCCGAAUAUAUUGACGGAUUGUUGAAGAUGGUAACCGGUGGUGUUUCUUCCACUGCUGCCAUGGGUGCUGGUGUCACCGAAGACCAAUUCAAGGACAAAUAAGCUUCUGGUAAGUUUUUCCUAUGAAAGUUAUUUAUUUUAGCGCAAGUAGUCAAUUUGAAAAUGAUAUGAAUAUUACAGGA
[Candida] anglica is the source of this 1799-nucleotide messenger RNA. NCBI's taxonomy places the organism in Eukaryota, Fungi, Ascomycota, Pichiomycetes, Serinales, Debaryomycetaceae. The record is from the annotation of a GenBank genome assembly.